Molecule: messenger RNA, 1527 nt
Organism: Periconia digitata
Lineage: Eukaryota; Fungi; Ascomycota; Dothideomycetes; Pleosporales; Periconiaceae
Source: the annotation of a GenBank genome assembly
CUUUCCUCCGAUCAAGAAUCAUCAUGACACACUACUGCCUUUUCUUAAGGAAGAGAAGUGGAUGCAGUUGUUGGAAAUUGUAAAUGAGGCGCGUCAGAUUGCGAUUGGGUUGUUGUGGAUAGCUCUCCUCAGCAUUCUCCCCUACUGCACCCAUACUGCAUUCACAGAUACGUGGCCAAUACAAAAAUAUAUAGAACAAUGAACUGUAUUAAUUCCAACAAAUUGUGCAUACAUGUGGAAUAUGUCGAGCUCGACGUCUGGAAGACGAUAACAGUGGGGCAUCCCCAAGCAGACUAGCGCGUGUAAUCUUGGCAGCCGCACUCUCGAUCGAAUUUCGCGACUCCAACACGACAACCGCUGCCAGCUCGCCGUCACUACCCCACAGAUCCCACGACUCUCACGGAGUGAUCUUUCAACAUGGCCAACGCACUGAAGGACUCGCCAAUCAAGGCUGUGCAGGUCGAAGCCCUGGUGGUGAUGAAAUUGGUGAACCAUGCCUCCAAGACCUUCCCUACUGUCGCUACCGGCUCCAUAGUCGGUAUGGAGUCUGCGAAGCAACCCGGCCUGCUCGAAGUCACAUCCUGCUUCCCAUUCCCCACCAUCGAUGCUCCCGCUACCGAUAGCCACCAAGAGCGAGACUCGGCUGCCAACAUUGCAGCUGCCGCGCCCCGCAACAAAGCCAACGUCGCCUACCAGAACGAAAUGAUCAAGUUUCUCAGGGAAGUCAAUGUUGACGCAAACAAUGUCGGCUGGUACACGAGCACAAGCAUGGGCAACUUCAUCAACCUGAACACUGUUGAGAACCAGUUCUUCUACCAGAAGGAGCCCAACGAGCGAGCUGUUGCACUUGUACAUGAUUUGAGCAGGAGCUCACAGGGAGCCUUGAACCUCCGCGCAUACAGGCUGUCCCCUGCUUUCAUGACAGCAUACAAGGAGAGCAAAUUCACAACCGAAAGCUUGCAAAAGAGCGGCCUCAGGUAUCAGGAUAUCCUCAUCGAAUUACCUGUCGCGAUACACAACUCCCACCUCCUUACCUCCCUUCUCCACCAGCUCCCUUCCGACGCACCUAGCGAGGAGCUGACCUUCCCUGCCAACCUUGCCGCCCUUCAACAAGACCCGAAUACCCCAGAGCCUCCAUUCUUCCCCAACUACGAUUCUCUAGAUCUCUCCAUUGAUCCGUUCCUCGAGAAGACCUGCGAUUUGCUUCUAGAGAGCAUCGAGAACCACCACACCGAGCUCAACAACCACUCUUACUACCAACGUUCCCUUGCGCGAGAGCAGGCUAAGAUUACUGCUUGGCAACAAAAGCGGAAGGCAGAGAAUGCUGCACGGACAGCAUCGAAGCAGCCACUGCUUCCUGAGGAUGAAUGGCAGAGGCUUUUCAAGCUGCCCCAAGAGCCUAGCCGUUUGGAGACCCUGCUCAACUCAAGGCAGGUUGAGCAGUACGCCAGGCAGGUGGACGGUUUCACCGCAGGAGUCAGCUCCAAAAUGUUUGCUGUGAAGAGCAACCUCCUACCUGGAGAGUAA